Messenger RNA from Pseudogymnoascus verrucosus, 2028 nucleotides. RefSeq lists its product as uncharacterized. Gene Ontology annotation, cellular component: membrane. Gene Ontology annotation, molecular function: carbohydrate:proton symporter activity. The record is from RefSeq and is a predicted model, not a curated record. The coding region runs from base 298 to 1965 and encodes 555 amino acids. Gene Ontology annotation, biological process: carbohydrate transport; transmembrane transport. NCBI's taxonomy places the organism in Eukaryota, Fungi, Ascomycota, Leotiomycetes, Thelebolales, Thelebolaceae. The transcript has 3 exons.
AGCUUUUUCAAGCGGGGAAAGGAUAAACUAGGCGCGCCGAUCGUAUCUAGCCUUUCCCCGCGUUCGAACCCACUUGACUGGCUCCUUACCAUGCUGCAUUCGGCUGGCACGCGGGAAGAGUUGGAGGGAGCACAAGAAAGUGGGGAAGUGCGUACCAACGUUACAGUGCCACAAGCUAUAUAAGUCUACAACCCACCGUCUUCUCAGGGUCCUAGGCGCAUCUCCUACUUUAUCAACCUUACCUAUAGCCGAGCGACUUCUUCUGUCACUUAUAACACAGACUCGAUUAUAUCUAACAUGGCUGGCGGCAUUAAAAAACCCGUCAAUAUCUUUAGGCUCAAGGACCUAGGCGAGCCAAAGGAAAUUUUCAAUUGGCGGCUAUGGCUUGCUGUCUUUUCCUUUGGCCUCAUGGGUGCCGCCCGUGGUGUCGAUGAAGGUCUCAUUGGCGGUGCUUUCAACUCGAAGAAUUUCCAGAACUCUAUCAAUUACCAAAGCUAUAGCGUUCACGAACAGACAAACAUUAAAGCUAAUGUCUCUGCUAUGGUCCAGAUCGGCUCUGUUGGUGGAGCCCUCUUUGCAUUCCUCGUCUGCGAUCGUAUCGGUCGUCUCUGGGCAACUCGACAGCUGUGUAUUAUCUGGAUUGUCGGUAUCGCUAUUUUCAUGGGUAACGGCGGAAACCUCGGCGCUGUCUAUGCGGGACGAUUCAUUGCUGGAUUAGGCGUCGGUCAGACCGUUGUUGUGGCCCCUGUCUAUCUCGCUGAGAUAGCACCGGCAUCCAUUCGCGGUCUUUGCACUUGUGUUUUCACUGGAUUUGUCUACCUGGGCAUUGUCAUUGCCUACUUUGCCAACUAUGGCGCAUCUGUGAAUAUCGGCGAGCACACCCACGCACGAUGGGAGCUUCCCACUAGCUUGCACAUCAUGUUUGCUGGCAUUGUGUUCCUGCUCUCUUUCACCCAAUACGAGUCCCCUCGCUACCUCGUCAAGAUUGGCAAAGAUGAAGAAGCCAUUAUAAAUAUGUCUCGCGUGCGUAACCUCCCACGAGACAACGCAUACGUCCUCCAAGAAAUCAACAACAUCCGAUUCCAGUUGCAAGAAGAGCAAGAGGCCACUUUAGGCCAGGGCUGGCUCGGUGUUGUGAAGGAGAUGUUUUUGGUACCCAGUAACCUCUACCGCAUCUAUCUAGGCCUCAUGGCCCAAAUUCUUUCCCAAUGGUCAGGUGCAGGUUCCAUCACUCUGUAUGCUCCUAGUCUAUUUGCCCUCAUCGGCGUUACUGGCACAAAUGAAGGGCUUCUUGUCACUGCUGUCUUCGGAAUCGUCAAGCUAGUUGGCGCGAUCAUUUGCGCGCUCUUCCUCGUCGAUGUUAUAGGUCGGAAGCGCUCUCUCCUUAUUGGUAUCGCCCUGCAAGCCAUCUCGAUGAUUUACAUUGCCAGCUUCCUCACUGCCGUUCCACAACUAGGCACUAUAAGCACAUUCAAACUUGCGCCAUCUCAGACGCCAGUAAGCAAGGGUGCUAUUUUCAUGAUCUUCCUCUCCGGUUUUGGAUGGGCGCUCGGCUGGAAUUCCAUGCAAUAUGUUCUCACAGCUGAGCUGUUUCCUCUCCGCAUUCGAGCUAUGUCCACCUCGCUCGUGAUGUGCUUCCACUUCGCGAACCAAUAUGGCAGCUCGCGUGCGUUGCCCAACAUGCUUCUUCCUAAACAUCUAGGCGGUAUAGAUCCGGCUGGUACUUUUUGGUUCUUCGCUGUCAUCACCAUCGCUGGUUUUGUGUGGGUCGUCGUUACUGUCCCUGAGACUGCGGGUCGUGAUCUUGAGAGCAUGGACCGCCUCUUUUCCCUCCCAUGGUACAAGAUAGGUAUGUACGGAAAUAGAAAUGCGGAAGAGAUCGAUCUUGCCAUAGACGAGAAAAUGAUGGCUGUGAAUCAGCAAGAAGGUCAAGCUCGGCAAGUUGAAACGAUUCGCGAUGUUUGAAAAAUGAAGGUUGGAUCGUGAUAGGGUAGUCGUAGAGAACUAGGCUACUGUUAUUAACUGAAU